Messenger RNA from Spathaspora passalidarum NRRL Y-27907, 3156 nucleotides. RefSeq names its product putative Mg(2+) transporter (gene MNR2). The transcript has a single exon. Gene Ontology annotation, molecular function: magnesium ion transmembrane transporter activity. Gene Ontology annotation, biological process: magnesium ion transmembrane transport; intracellular magnesium ion homeostasis. The record is from RefSeq and is a predicted model, not a curated record. Bases 1 to 3156 code for a protein of 1051 amino acids. Gene Ontology annotation, cellular component: plasma membrane. NCBI's taxonomy places the organism in Eukaryota, Fungi, Ascomycota, Pichiomycetes, Serinales, Debaryomycetaceae.
AUGGCAAAAUCAAGAAAAUAUCCCAAGGGAAAUUACAAUGCUAUUGAAGGGGAGCGGUCGGCCCCCUCUCCUUCAGAUCUUAACUACAAUGUCACGCCACCCCCACCUCCAACUUCAGAACAGCCAUAUACCCAACCACCAAGACUGAAACUCUCGACCACACAUCAGUUCAACCCAGAAUCCGGUUCUUCUAACAAUAGAUCAUCUAAAUCACGGCAUGAUUCCAUUGUAGCCGGUGUUCGUCAAGCAAGACCCAAUUUAGAAAGUGGAGAUGACUACACCGAAGCAAGCAGAACCGCCAGUCCAUCUGGAAUAGCAAACCUGGCUUAUAUUGAUCAUAGAACUCAUAACGAUUUGGCACAUCUUCAUUCAUCCCCCGCAAGAUACAGAAGACGUACUACCCAGAAAUAUACCCCAAUUGCCAAGCAAGAGCAACCACAAGCCGACCUUGACACCGAUACUGAUACUAAUAACGGAGUUUAUCGCAGAUAUACCGAUAAUCCAGCCACAAGUUUACCAUUAACCAACAAGAAUCUCCAACAUUUGUUAAAGAACUCCAGAAUAUCCACUGCACCAAAUCCAGGAACUUCUGGUGCAACCAUUAGUAAAUCUCCAAUCAGUCCUUCUGCCAUUGCAAUUGAUAUGGAUCAAUAUGCUCAUGAGCAACGACAAUUGGCCAGGGCAAGAUCGUGGAAUAAUCCUUUCAGACCAACUAAUAUAGACGAAGAAUUUGAAACGGGUGAAGGUGCAUCAUUCCAUUCUGAACAUGACGAGGAUGGAUAUUCAGUUAAUUCCCUUGAAUUUGGUGAAUCUAACCCUUCAUCCGAUCAUUCAAGUGAUUCAACAUCUUUGGAUGAUGUUUGUUUCCCUGACUAUUAUCAUGACGGUACCGAUGCUGAUGCUAUUAAAACAUCUCAAUGGCCCGAUUUACGAAUUUUAGAAGAGUUUGUCCUAGAAGAAUUAGAAGAAGCUGAAGUUGAACAUUCAGUGCAACCCGAAGAAGAUAUGUUUCAGACUGUUAAUUUCGAAGGCAAUAAUAUAAUCCAUCAUGAUGAUACGGGUGCUACAUCUUCUCUGCCCAAGUAUACCGAAACAACCCCGCUCAUGGAUAACUAUCAAGUUAAUGAAGUUGAGACACUUGGUCUGAAGGAGAAUACAAUGAGAGUAAGACCCACAUCAAUACAACCGUGGGAAAUGAGCAAGGAGAAGAUUCCUACUAUUUUAAAUAAAUCCCUGACAAGGAAUUUCAAUGGUAAAUACAACCAAAGAACUGGGAAAUUGAAUGGAGAAUUAUGUCGAUUUACUUAUUUUAGAGAAGAUUUAAACAAGACCAUUCAUUCACCUUCAAUAAGUGGAUUAGUAUUGAGUAGCACAUUUGAUGAAGAGAAGCGAGUGAACUCUGACCAAAACAGUACUGAAGAAGAAGAUGGUGAGACAGAACAACAGAAAACCCUCUAUGAAAAACUUGAAGAUCUUUUCCAACCAACUCACUAUAGUGAACGAGUUUCAACUAGAACAUCAUCUCUUCAUGAAUCAUCAAAUCAUCUUAAUAUGUUGACUCCUUCUGGAAUUAGUUCUACUAAUUUGGCAAUGCAAGCAAAAGCUUCUAAAGGUACGGUUACCGGUGAAGCAGAGACUCCCCGCCCAGGCACAGCUUAUGGAUCCGUAAAUGAUAUUCCUUCGGCAACUUUAGAAAGCGAAGCAAGACCAGAACCAUUUUGGUUGGAUGUGUUAGAUCCAACUGAGGAAGAAAUGAAGGUACUUUCCAAAACAUUUGGGAUCCAUCCUUUGACUACCGAAGAUAUCUUUUUAGGAGAAGCUCGUGAAAAAGUUGAAUUGUUCAAGUCAUAUUAUUUCAUUUGUUUCACUUCUUUCGAUGUUGUGUAUGAAAGACGGAAACAGCGUGCCAAAGAGAACGAAAAGAAGAUGAGCAAAUUACAAGAAAUGCUUGAAAAUUCAAGUUGCAUUGAUGAUGACGGUGUAAGUAUUUCGGAUCGAAAGUCAAAACUCUGGAGAUAUUUCACGUCAAUGUUUGGUGGUAGCGUAAAAGAUAGAAGAAGAACUCCUUCAUUUGUUGAGAAACAACCCAGCACAUCCGUUAAAUCAAGAGGAAAGAAGAUCAGAGAAGGUGAGUUGCUGCCUCUAAACAUGUAUAUAAUUGUCUUCAAGGAUGCAGUUAUUACAUUCCAUUUUUCGGCUACUCCACAUCCGAUUAAUGUUAGAAGAAGAGCAAGAAUGUUGAAGGAAUAUUUAACUGUUAGCUCCGAUUGGAUUUGCUAUGCAUUAAUUGAUGAUAUUACAGAUUCCUUUGCACCUAUGAUUGAUACGAUUGAACAUGAAGUGAAUGCAAUUGAAGAUGCCAUUUUAAAGAUGCACUCCGGUGAUACUGAUUCCGAGGAUGAUUCAGAUUCCGAUAGUGAUUCUGAAUCGAGUCGUCACAGUCUACGUCGUCGUCGUCCUAAUCCUCAUCAAUUACAGAAAAGUUCCACAAAUUAUACCAAGAAGCUGACUGCAGAUAAUGUAUUUGUAUGGAGAAAGCGGUCAAAAUCAACCGUCGAUCAUCAACAUUUACCAGGAUCACGAUUCAAGGUCGGAUCUAUAUCGUCAAGCUCCAGCAAAAGUUCCAGCUCAAAGUCUACUGCAUCCAAGAUUUUAGGAUGGAAACGUAAAGGAGAUAUGUUGAGAAGAAUUGGUGAAUGUCGUAAACGGGUCAUGUCAGUAUUGCGAUUAUUAGGAACAAAAGCAGAUGUCAUUAAGGGGUUCAGUAAACGAUUUAAUGAAGUUGAAACAAAUCCAUAUCUGGGCAAACAAGAAAUUGGAAUGUAUCUUGGCGAUAUUCAAGAUCAUAUAGUUACUAUGGUUCAAGCAUUAAACCAUUAUGAAAAAUUAUUGGCUAGAUUCCAUUCAAACUAUUUGGCUCAAAUCAAUAUUGACAUGACGAAAGUUAACAAUGAUACCAAUGAUGUGUUGGGAAAAAUUACCAUUUUAGGUACUAUUGUAUUACCAAUCAAUGUUGUUACUGGGUUAUGGGGAAUGAAUUGUAUAGUACCAGGUCAAGAUUACGAUGGUCUAGGCUGGUUCUGGGGAAUUGUGUGUUGCAUGAUCUUGUUUAGUAUUUGCGCUUACAACUAUGCCAAAAGAGUAUUUGGUUUGUAG